Messenger RNA from Rotaria sp. Silwood2, 504 nucleotides. The record is from the annotation of a GenBank genome assembly. NCBI's taxonomy places the organism in Eukaryota, Metazoa, Rotifera, Eurotatoria, Philodinida, Philodinidae.
AUGGUUCGUCUUACACCUGAAGUAAUUGAAGUCGCUUCACAAUAUCUUAAUCCUAUAGGUCAAUAUGAACUUUGUUUACGAGAUUUAAAAAUUUCUGUUAUUGAAAAUUUGGGUGCAACAUUAAAUCAAUUUGAUACAAUUGAUUUUACCAAUAAUGAUCUACGUAAACUUGAUGGAUUUCCAUUUUUACCAAAAUUAAAAACAAUUUAUCUUGCUAACAAUCAUAUAACACGUAUCGCCGAAAAUAUUCAACAAUACAUUCCAAAUGUAGACACACUUAUGCUAAAUAAUAACUUGUUACAAGAAUUAACAGAUAUCGAUCCAUUAUUUACAUUACCAAAAUUAACUCAUGUUAGUUUUGCCAGAAGUCCGAUUGCAAUGAAAAAAGAUUAUCGACUUUAUGUUAUUCAUAUAUUACCACAUUUACGUACAUUAGAUUUUAAUCGAAUAACUCAAAAAGUAAUUGAAUAUUUAUUUGAAAUACUUAGAGCAUAUCAAAAGUAG